Molecule: messenger RNA, 614 nt
Organism: Topomyia yanbarensis
Lineage: Eukaryota; Metazoa; Arthropoda; Insecta; Diptera; Culicidae
Product: NPC intracellular cholesterol transporter 2-like
Exons: 2
Coding region: 85-549 (154 amino acids)
Source: RefSeq, a predicted model, not a curated record
GUAUAUAAAUAACUGACCCCCUCGAUAGCGCUUAGGCAUUCGAUUUUUGUGCGUCAUUCUUGAACCACCAAGUGCGACCUAACGAUGUACAAAUUUCUGCUGAUCGCGGCUUUCCUGCCAGCUCUCGUGCUAGCCCAGAGUGGCUAUCCCCGCCAGUGUCCCAACGGAGCACCCCUGCCGGAAUCGGUGGAAGUCAACGGAUGCACCGCUUCACCCUGCACCAUCCCAGUCGGGGAUCCGAUAGUUGCCCAUGCCAAGGGCAUCGUUAGCAACCAGAACACCCAAACGCUAACAGCUCAUCUUGCCAUCCGUGUUCUCGGUCUGGAAAUUCCGUUCCCGAUUCCGGACGGGUUGGAGGAUGCGUGUGCGGCUGGAACGGCCCCCGGUACCUGUCCGGUUACGGUCGGUCAGGUGUUCGAUUACGUUCUGGACUACCACGGUGAACCGUUCCCGAUAUCCGGAAUUACCGUUCAGGUUGAGGUCGGAUUAAUGGGUGACAACGGACAGGACCUGACUUGUAUUGCGUUUGAUGUUUACAUUCAGUCGUAGAAAGGGUGCUGGAUGCUGUGAUAAGUUUAUAGUAAUAAAAGUUGAACGUGACGGUUGGUGAUUGA